AUGGGAGACAAUUCAUCCCCCACACACUACUACGACCUCCCACACAGCGUCACACACUACCACGACCUCCCACACAGCGCCACACACUACUACGACCUCCCACACAGCGUCACACACUACCACGACCUCCCACACAGCGUCACACACUUCUUCGACCUCCCACACAGCGUCACACACUACCACGCCCUCCCACACAGCGCCACACACUACUGCGACCUCCCACACAGCGCCCCACACUACUACGACCUCCCACACAGCCCCACACACUACUGCGACCUCCCACAUAGCGUCACACACUACUACGACCUCCCACACAGCCCCACACACUACUGCGACCUCCCACACAGCGUCACACACUACUGCGACCUCCAACACAGCGUCACACACUACUACGACCUCCCACACAACGUCACACACUACUACGACCUCCCACACAACGUCACACACUACUACGACCUCCCACACAGCGUCACACCCUACUACGACCUCCCACACAGCGUCACACACUUCCACGACCUCCCACACAGCGCCACACACUACUGCGACCUCCCACACAGCGCCCCACACUACUACGACCUCCCACACAGCGCUACACACUACUACGACCUCCCACACAGCCCCACACACUCAUAUAAUAAGUCGCUUAUUACGUUACUUUUGGUGAAUACAGCAGCGUUGUUAAUGGAUGCAAUUGUUAAAGGAUUGAAGAUUCCUACAUUGACUUUUCCCUACAGAACCCCAGACUUCGGCAAAUCCUACGUUACCACAGACUUCGACAAAUCCUACGUUACCACAGACUUCGAAACAUCCUACGGUACCACAGACUUCGGCAAAUCCUACGUUACCACAUACUUCGACACAUCCUACGUUAGCAAGACCUUGACAUCUCCUACGGUACCACAGACUUCGACACAUCCUACGUUACCUAGACCUUGA
Molecule: messenger RNA, 936 nt
Organism: Mizuhopecten yessoensis (Yesso scallop)
Lineage: Eukaryota; Metazoa; Mollusca; Bivalvia; Pectinida; Pectinidae
Product: histidine-rich glycoprotein-like
Exons: 2
Coding region: 1-936 (311 amino acids)
Source: RefSeq, a predicted model, not a curated record